UUAUACACACACACACACACACACACGUUCAAAUAUUUCAUAACACAUAUGGUGUCUUGAAGUCAUCGAGUUGCAACUUCUGAGAAUGAUAUAUCGCAGAUAUUCGUUAGUUUUCUACUUUGGUAGUAAUUUAUAACAUGCGAGCAUCAAAAUUUCGAGGGCAAGUUUGUGUUGCACUUAACACACACGCACAUACAACGCGCGCCCGCACGCAUAUGCUCGUCCGCGUUCUCGAGUUUAACAACUACGUCUAUCGUACGUACAUCCGUGCUCUGUACCCGUUAGGUGGGACGAGUUUAUGACCCAUUACACAAUGGUCGGCGAUAAAAGCAAAGCUUAUAAUACGGAAUAUAAAAAAAAAAAAAGUUGUUCAAGGUAACAUGCUGGCACGUAAAUUUAAAACGCGAUUUGACAAUUAAAUUCUUUCUGAUGUAUUAUUUAUGUAUUAAUUCUUUUUAUGUUGUGUAUGGUAGAUUAUACAAUUUGCUUACAUAUAUGUAUAAGAGAGUUUAUCAUUGAAAGUAAAUUUAAAUUUUAGAAAAAAAAAAUAAAAUAAAUAAAUAUAAGUAAAAAUAAUGAUAAUUGAAAUUGUAGAAAAAUAUAGAAACUUGCAAGUAAAAUUAUAAAUAAAAGUUUAAUUCAGUUUCAAUUUCUGCAACCUUGGGAUAGGCAAAAAGUCGGCAUACCGACAUUAAAAUUCGAUUGGCUAGAGCCCCAGCUGCUUUUCCGGUCACUAGCUUACGAAAGGUCCCCCUCCUCCCCGCAACGGAACACCGUGCGACCGGCAACGUGCAGAGAAGCGGUAAAAAUACCGCCCCUGCACCAAGCACGCCACGGGUGCGGAUGUGCCGGCACAUCUCGUGUUAAAUGCCGCCUUUUAUUCGCUUCUUUCUAUACGCCUCUCUCUCUCUCUCUCUCUCUUUUGGCACGAAACAGAAAUCGCGCGAGAGAGCGAGCGAGUGGCUUUUCGAUCGCACGCUGCAUAGUCUUGUAAAACAUGUAGUUAAAAAAAAAAAAGAAAGAAAGAAAGUUGUGGGGACUAACACGGAAGGUAGCGAUUCCGAGGAGUUACUGACGGGAGUCCCGACGACCUGCAACGUCUCAUCGCCGCCGAAGACGGAGUCGCAACCGACUUUAAUUUCCCCCGCGGAGCCGCCGCAGGUAGCGGUUGAUGGCCCGAGCGUACCUGCAGCAGGACCUACCGGUAAUGACGAACAGCCUACUUGCGGUACAACGAAACAGCUUAGUUUCGAGGAAUUCGAAUGCGACGUGUCGGUCGCGGAAGGUGAUAGGAGGCGGCAGGAGUUCUCCUUCACCCUGUACGACUUCGACGGCCACGGGAAGAUCACGAAGGACGACAUAGCCGGCCUGGUGACUACCAUCUACGAUACGCUGGGCGCCUCGAUUCAAGUACCACCGUGCGGCAGUAAGACGAUCAAGGUGAAGCUGACAGUGUCGCCGGAUCAGCGGACCAGCAGCAGCAGCAGCCAGACGCCGCGCAAUCUCGCCGCCGGCGCUUGUACCGCAAAUGCCACGCAAACGUCGCAGACGACGACGUUGCCCGGUGGCCAGCAGCACGCCUCGUCGUCCUGUUGCCAUUUGAAGCAUGCCGUCCCGUGCAGCCAUGCAACCGCCGCCGCGACGCGUGUCACCGCCCGGCAUUGCGCGAGCAGAGUUCCUAGAAGGAGGAGAGCGACGCGGUAUCGUUGUCAGACUGAGCGAAAAGAAGUGGAGACUCACAGCGAAGACGAGGACGAUAACACCCGUGCAAAUCGAGUGCAGCAGGAGGAGCUGCGCAGAAGAGUCGGUCCGGUGCCCCAUUUACCAUCCCCCUAUUCAAACAGCUCGGAGGGUGAUGUGAGCGACGAUAGUGACACUUCCCCCGCGUUCUCACCAUUAACGCCUCUUCUUACGACGAAUCAUAGGAAACGCAGUGGUGCUCUGCAAAGACAACAAUUGCUGGAGAUUAUUCAGGCUAACAUGGAAAAAAAUAAUCUCAGUUUUCACACAUCAAGGAAACGGCAUCAAAACGAGCAACCGCGCAUUUCAUCUCAUAGUCCCCAUCAUCUGGGAACCUCGAAUCAUAAUAAUCAAGACUGUCAAGCAACUCUGGAGCCUCGUCAAGCGGCUGUCAACUAUCACAAACCGAUUCGGGAAAGCACAACAACUCGUCAUUCCGCAUCGUUUCCCAAAGCAUCGGCGAAAUCGCGGACGGCGAAUCUCAGGAAAACACGGCACACGACACCGAGGAAUAACGCGGUACAUUCCUCUCCUCAGACGACGUAUCCGCCGACGAAUCGUAACGUCGUACCGCCGACAAUAGUCUAUAACGACACGCCGCAACACACGACUGCCAGCAACACGACCCACCGCAACAUUAUUAAUCUCGUGCCCAACAACAAUCAGCAAACUGCCAAUCAUCAGACAAUUACCAAUAAUCACAACAAUUUACAGCGCAACGAUGCACAGUUUGUUCCUUCGCAACAGUGCGGUAGAUCCAAGAAGCAUCAGCUGAAGCAUGCAACGCGAGAACAAGAUCAGGCUCGAGCGAUGGCGCAGGUCGUGCGUUGGCUUGAACGUGAAUUCUCGCAGAACGCAGUGGCGGCCACGUCCAGCCGUAGGCAUGUUCACGAGCAUAUACAUCACCACUAUCAUCACUAUCACGCCGAGGCUCUGGUCUAAUUGGCGAUCACAUAAAGUUUUUUCUUUUUUAAAUGUCUCAGAUUUUUGGAAAAGCUUACAAUAUGAUCGAAUAUAUUUUAGGAGAGAACUUUUAUUUGUAUUUAUCUUGCUGUUAUUUUGAUAUCGUGGAGAUAAUUUAAUAUUUUUCAAACAACGUCGUAAGAUAUAUUUUAUUUUCGAGCGCUUAUAUAUAGAUUAUUUAAAAAAAUCGUAUACAAUCUCUAUAUAAAUUAUUCAUUGAAUCUCCAGUUUGUUUUCUUAUACAAGGCAAACUAUACUAAUUUAUAUAUAUGUAUAUCGCAUAGUUCGAUUAUAUAUCCCUAAUGUUCAUACGCGAAUAAUGGUGAUGCGUCAUCACGUAUUUUUAUUCUAAUAUAAACGACUGAUCCCUCUUCUCCUCAGUAUUUUAUCCAAAAAUACGGCAUACUUGCAAUAUUCUUCGAUAUUGCCUUUGUUACGUAAAUUUAUAAGUAUCGUCUAGAGAAGAUGAGAAAUUUCUUUAUACUUUUCUAUAUUGUAAAUCUAUAUAAUGAUGCAGUUUGUUUAAAAUUAUUGGAGAAGACGUGUGUAAAUUAUACUAGUUACGCGAAUUUUUCUUUUUGAACAAACAUAUAGUUACUACUAAAAAAUCUCAGACUUACAAUUUAUCUACGACGAGACAAAUACAUUUCAGGAUAUAGAAACAAUACACACGUAAACUAUUUCGCAUGUGUUAUAGGAGUGAAAAUUACAUUUUUACUCGAAUAAGAAAAAUGCAGACGUUCCUUUUCACAUUCGAACUGACGGUAAACUAUGGCUAUCCAUCGUUGUAUAUAAAAAGUAUCCCAAAGAGAAUCCAUUUUUCAGUAUAUAUACGUUACGAUUAAGAGAAACAAACGGUCUAAAGUCGUAACGAUUAUAAAAAAAACAAAGCAGUUCGAAAUACACUGUCUCAGACGAAUGUUCCUGUAAUCAGAGAUUGAUAUAAUUCUCUUCGCCGAAUGUAAUAUUCCUCGAACGCAAGUUUAAUGGUGCUUGUAUCAUAUAAUAUAUAUAGAUUUUUGAGCGAACGCAUAGGAUUUUUUCGGUAAAGAAAUGUUUCAUUCUCACGUACAUAUACAGAGCGUUCUAAUACUUUUGUCGCGCAAGCGGAUUGUUCGAUCAUUUUUAAAUACUCCUCUUUGGCGGAAAUAAACUGAGGUACGUGCAGAGGAUAAAGGAAAAUUUUUAACAAAUUAAGAGGAAGAUGUAUUCUACUUUUAAUUUCACGCAUGCGAUUGAAUUUUAAUAAGAUUUCAAUUUAAAGUGUGAAGUUAUAAAGAUAUAGUUGAAAAUUGAAAAACUUGCGAUAAAGAAAUUAUCUGAACGAUUUCGCGCUGAGAAAAAUCUGAUAUUGAAGAAUAAUACCUCGAAAUACGCCGUGUACAUCUCGCUAGUCCUAAAUUACGAUUAAUGAAAUUCUUUCGUUAUCUGCAAAGUACGAUGGAUAUCUAGAAAGAAAGUGACCAUGAAAUUCUUACUCUAGUGCCUUGUAAUCUAUAACUACGUACUUGCGAACAUUGGUCUUCUUUCUGAAAACCUCAUCUUUUUACUCAUUGUGCGUGCGAGUCAAGAAUCAAGUUCGUCCCAAGUAUUGGACAUUAAACUGUAUUAUUAAGGUUCGCACGUCAUUAUGUAAAACUCGUUGCAAGAACUUGGAUCAUUAUUGCAAGUUGUUGAAACGGCGAUUAUUUAUCACUGGUAACACACGCGCGAUGUAACGUGUGUGAACGCGAAUUAUGCGUGAAUGUCGACAAUAUCUCGCGAUCAACAAAAAGGAGACAAAAAGUAUUACGAUUACCUUUAGCGCGCGCACUAGCGCAAUUAAUAUUAAAUGCAACUAAUAUUAAGAUUAGAUACAUUGAGAGAGAAAGAGAGAGACAAACGUGUAAGGGUCUUCGAUAAUAUUAUUAUGUUGCGAAUCAUGUAAUUUUAUAUAUAUAUAUAUAUUGAUAUAUAUAUUUGUGUAGAUAUUUUCUGUAACUUUUUUUCUAUUGAUAUUUAUUAAAACAUGUUUUUAUACAUUA
This is a messenger RNA of Cataglyphis hispanica, 4727 nucleotides long. It is a transcript of the gene nkd, whose product is annotated as protein naked cuticle homolog 2. The transcript is spliced from 5 exons. Bases 868 to 2682 code for a protein of 604 amino acids. Gene Ontology annotation, biological process: negative regulation of Wnt signaling pathway. Gene Ontology annotation, cellular component: cytoplasm. The record is from RefSeq and is a predicted model, not a curated record. Gene Ontology annotation, molecular function: calcium ion binding. Lineage: Eukaryota; Metazoa; Arthropoda; Insecta; Hymenoptera; Formicidae.